AAAGCACCGAGGCAGGCACCCUGCCGUGCGCGCACUCGACUCCUGCGCCCUCCGCAUGGCGACUUUACCCGCCGCUGACCGGAGGGCGUUUGCCCUGAAAAUCAACAGGUACUCCUCUGCAGAAGUAAGAAAGCAAUUUACUCUUCAACCAGGCUUUGCACAGUUCUGCCAGCGUAGCUUAAGUACUCCUGGCUUUUCUACUCUUCAUUUGACUUCCUUUUAUGAUGCAGUAGACCCAGUAGAUUUCGAAGGCUUUCUAAUGACACAGCUGAACAACCUGGACUCAGAAAUGGCGCAUGAACUUGGUGAUUUUCCUGAAGAUGACUUGGACAUUGUCUUUACACCCAAAGAAUGCAGGACUCUGCAGCCUUCUAUGCCAGAAGAUGGGGUUGAGCUGGAUUCGCAUGUACGAGACUGUGUUCAGACCUAUAUCCGGGACUGGCUGAUUGUGAAUAGAAAGAACCAAGGGAACUCAUACGUUUGCAGUUUGAAAAAUAAGGGAUCCCGAAAAGAUUUUCACAAGCAUCUGCAGAAACAAACAUUUGAAUCAGAAACUUCAGACUCUAGUGAAGCAAGCUUUCAGGCAGGGCCCAGGGCCGUGCACGUGCUCACUGAGGACACCUCCAAGACUGCCCCAGCUUCCUCUGACUUUGACCUGCGCAGCCUGCAGCCCGAUCCCCGCCUGGAAAACCUGCUGCGGCAUGUCAGCGCGGAGGAGUUUGAGAGGCAGAAUGAGGAAGCCCGACGAACCAACAGGCACGCCGAGCUCCUCGCCCUCUACCCGUCUGUGGAUGAGGAAGAUGCAGUGGAAAUACGCCCAGUGCCAGAUCGCCCAAAGGAACACCUGGGCAACAGGAUUCUGGUAAAGCUGCAGACUCUGAAGUUUGAUAUAGAGAUUGAGCCUUUGUUUGCAUGCAUAGCUCUCUAUGAUAUAAAAGAAAGGAAAAAGAUCUCUGAAAAUUUCCAUUGUGACCUGAACUCUGAUUCAUUAAGAGGAUUCUUGCGUUCUCAUACACCCUCCACUGACUUGUCUUCUCUGGCAAGAUCAGCAGUAUUUUCUGUCACUUAUCCCUCAUCAGAUAUUUACCUAGUAAUAAAGAUAGAAAAAGUGCUUCAGCAAGGAGAAAUUGGAGAUUGUGCAGAACCUUACAUGGUUCUUAAAGAAAAUGAAGCUGGCAAGACAAAAGAAAAGAUUGAAAAACUGAAAGCCCAAGCUGAAUGCUUUUGUCAACGACUAGGGAAAUACAGAAUGCCAUUUGCCUGGAUUCCCAUAAGUCUAACUAAUUUCUUCAACGUUUCCACACUUGAGCGAGAAGUAUCUGAGGCUGAAGGUUUGAAUGGGAAAGGAUCAACUAGUGAGAAGAGGGCAACACUAUUACAAGCAAGAAGACUCUCUGAGAGAAGUCUCAGCACUGAGGACAGUUAUCCAGUGUCAAACUUCAAAACUGUCUCCCUGACCCACAGUACCUUCUUUAAACAGGAAGGAGACAGGCUUAGUGAUGAAGAUCUCUUCAAAUUUUUAGCUGAUUUCAAAAGAUCAUCUUCCUUGCAGAGACGAAUUAAGACUUUACCAGGAACGCUUAAACUGGAGAUCUCUCCAGCUCCAGAAAACCUUGGUUACUGUCUGACACCGGAAUUACUACCAGUGAAGCCCUUUCCAGAAAAUCGCAGUCGUCCUCACAAAGAGAUUUUGGAAUUCCCAAUUAGAGAAGUGUAUGUUCCCCAUACUAUUUACAGAAAUCUCCUCUAUGUUUACCCCCAAAGGCUCAAUUUUGCUAACCGACCAGCUUCUGCAAGAAACAUUACCAUCAAGAUCCAGUUUAUGUGUGGUGAAGACCCAUCCUGUGCAAUGCCGGUAAUUUUUGGAAAAUCUUCAGGUCCAGAAUUUGUGCAAGAGAUAUAUACAGCUAUCACAUAUCAUAACAAGUGUCCUGACUUUUAUGAAGAAGUGAAAAUAAAACUGCCAGCAAAACUCACUGAGAAACACCAUCUAUUGUUCACGUUCUAUCAUAUCAGCUGCCAGCCAAAGCAAGGAGCAUCUGUGGAAACUCUCAUUGGAUAUUCAUGGCUGCCAAUUCUGUUAAAUGAUCGUCUUCAAACAGGACAUUAUUGUCUUCCUGUUGCAUUGGAUAAGCUGCCAUUCCACUAUUCAAUUCACUCUCCUGAGAAAGUUCCAUCACAGACACCACCUAUCAAAUGGGUUGAAGGACACAAAGGUGUUUUCAAUAUUGAAGUGCAAGCUGUUUCAUCUGUUCAUACCCAGGACAAUCACUUGGAGAAGUUCUUCACUCUGUGCCAUUCUCUGGAAAGUCAAGCGACCUUUCCCAUUCGACUAAUGGACCAGAAGAUCACUGAAGCUACACUGGAACACGAACUGAAACUCAGCAUUAUCUGUUUGAAUUCUUCACGACUGGAACCUCUUGUUCUAUUUUUACAUCUGGUACUGGAUAAACUUUUCCAGCUGGCUGUACAGCCUAUGGUCAUAGCUGGCCAGACAGCCAACUUUUCACAGUUUGCCUUUGAAUCUGUGGUUGCAAUAGUGAACAGUCUCCAUAACAGCAAAGACUUGAGCAAAGAUCAGCAUGGGAGGAACUGCCUCCUGGCAUCAUAUGUCUACUAUGUGUUUCGCCUGCCAGACCCCCAAAAGGAAGUGCCAAAACUAGGUGCAGGGGGCAGUGCUGCUCUGACGGAGUCUCGUUAUUACACAUUUGGGCGCACUUCUGCAAUGUCCGUCGGGAGUAAACUCCUGCAGAGCCGAGUGAUAAGCUGCAGCAAUCCUGACAUCACGGUUACACAGUCAGCUGCUGAUGAAGAGGUCAAAAACAUCAUGUCGUCCAAGCCUGCAGAUCACAGCUCCAGUCGGAUGUCGUUUUACAUUGAAGGAACAAAUGACACGCCAGGUGUAUGUGCAAACCCAAGACCAUCCAGUAAAAAGCAUUUCCAUGAGGAGCUGGCACUGCAGAUGGUGGUCAGCACGGGUAUGGUGAGAGAGGCUGUCUUCAAAUAUGCCUGGUUCUUCUUUGAGCUCCUGAUAAAGAGCAUGGCUCAGUAUGUUCACAGUAUAGAGAAGCAAGACGUACGAAGAAGCCGGUUCUCUGACCGUUUCAAAGAUGAUAUUACCGCUAUAGUUAACGUGGUUACUUCUGAGAUUGCUGCACUUCUAGUCAAACCCCAGAAGGAAAGUGAACAAGCAGAAAAAAUUAACAUCAGCCUGGCAUUUUUCCUGUAUGAUCUUCUUUCUUUAAUGGACCGAGGAUUUGUGUUUAAUCUCAUCAAACAUUACUGUAAUCAGCUCUCAAACAAGCUGAAUUCUCUUUCCACCCUGAUUUCCAUGAGACUGGAGUUCCUGAGAAUUCUCUGCAGCCAUGAGCAUUACCUGAAUCUAAACCUCUUCUUCAUGACCUCGGCCUCUACUCCAGCAUCUCCUUCACCCUCUUUGUCCUCACAGAACUCUAGCUCCUGCUCCAGCUUCCAGGACCAGAAAAUUGCUGGUAUGUUUGACCUCUCAUCAGAAUACCGUCAGCAGCACUUUCUGACUGGGUUACUCUUUACAGAGUUGGCAGCAGCACUGGACGCAGACUGUGAGGGGAUUAGUAAGGUGCAAAGAAAAGCAGUCAGUGCUAUCCUUAGCCUGCUGAGUUCCCAUGACCUAGACCCACGUUGUUCCAAAAAAGAGAUGAAGAUUAAAAUUGCUGCUCUCUACCUCCCUUUGGUUGGUAUAAUUUUGGAUUCACUGCCACAGCUCCAUGACUUUACAAUUUCAGAUGCCCGCAGCGGAAAGGGGCGCACAGGAAACCCAGAAGAAGAACAGGAAUCUGCAGGUGCAAUCAAUCAGAAUGUGGCACUUGCUAUUGCAGGGAAUCAGUUCAACCUCAGGAGCUCAGGAACAUCUUUGACAUCCUUGUCCUACAGACAGAGUGCCACAUUAGGUCCUGACACUACUCGCAACCUUCUGAUCUGUUUCCUCUGGAUCAUGAAAAAUGCUGAUCAGAAUCUAAUACAGAAAUGGAUUGCAGACCUUCCGUCCAUGCAGCUAAACAGGAUCUUAGACCUCCUUUUUGUUUGUGUUUCAUGCUUUGAAUACAAGGGCAAACAAAGUUCAGAUAAAGUUAGCAACCAAGCACUCCAGAAGUCCAGAGACGUUAAAGCCAGAUUAGAAGAGGCUUUGCUGAGAGGUGAAGGAGCCAGAGGAGAAAUGAUGAAGCGCUGCAGAAUACCAGCUGGGAAUGACAGGUCAGCAGGACUAAAUGAAAACCUGAGGUGGAGAAAGGAGCAGACUCACUGGCGGCAAGCAAAUGAGAGACAAGAUAAGACAAAAGCAGAGCUAGACCAAGAAGCUCUGGUCAGUGGAAACCUGGCAACUGAAGCUAACCUGAUCAUACUUGACAUGCAAGAGAACAUCAUCCAGGCAAGCUUUGCAGCAGAAUGCAGAGACAAUCUUUUGGGAGGAGUUUUGAAGGUCCUGGUAAAUUCUCUUGGCUGUGAUCAGAGUACCACUUACCUGACUCACUGCUUUGCUACACUCAGAGCACUCAUUUGUAAGUUUGGAGAUUUCCUGUUUGAAGAAGAGGUGGAACAGUGUGCUGACCUCUGUCAAAGAGUUCUCCAUCACUGCAGCAGCAGCAUAGACAUUACACGGACUCAAGCCUGUGCUACUCUUUAUCUCCUCAUGAGAUACAGCUUCAGCUCUACCAGUAAUUUUUCAAGAGUAAAGAUGCAGGUAACCAUGUCACUGGCUUCUUUGGUUGGCAAAUCACCCGAGUUUAAUGAGGAAUUCCUUCGACGAUCUUUACGAACUAUCCUGGCCUAUGCAGAGGAAGAUGCAGACAUGCAGGCAACUCCAUUUCCCCUUCAGGUAGAGGAGCUGCUGUGUAAUCUGAACAGCAUCCUGUCAGACACAGUGAAAAUGAGGGAAUUUCAGGAAGAUCCAGAAAUGCUCAUGGACCUUAUGUACAGAAUUGCCAAAGGGUACCAGACGUCACCCGACCUGAGACUGACUUGGCUGCAGAACAUGGCAGAGAAGCACACCAAAAGGAAGUGCUACACAGAAGCAGCUAUGUGCCUCGUCCACGCUGCUGCGCUGGUGGCAGAGUACCUCAGCAUGCUUGAAGAUCGCAGCUACCUCCCAGUGGGCAGCGUCAGCUUUCAGAACAUUUCAUCCAAUGUGCUGGAGGAAUCUGCUGUUUCAGAUGAUGUUUUGUCUCCGGAUGAAGAUGGUAUAUGUUCUGGGAGGUACUUCUCAGAAAGUGGCCUUGUAGGUUUACUAGAACAAGCAGCAGAACUCUUCAACACGGGAGGGUUGUAUGAAACUGUGAAUGAAGUGUACAAAAUUGUCAUCCCCAUACUGGAAGCACAUCGAGACUUCAGGAAGCUUACCUUGACACAUAGCAAGCUACAGAAGGCCUUUGACAGCAUUAUUAAUAAGGGACAAAAGCGAAUGUUUGGAACUUACUUCCGUGUUGGUUUCUAUGGAUCCAAAUUUGGUGACUUAGAUGAACAGGAAUUUGUUUACAAGGAGCCUGCAAUUACCAAACUUCCUGAGAUUUCUCACAGAUUAGAGGGAUUUUAUGGCCAGUGCUUUGGGGAAGAUAGUGUGGAAGUCAUUAAAGACUCUGCUCCUGUUGACAAAAGAAAGCUGGAUCCCAAUAAGGCAUACAUACAGAUUACUUUUGUGGAGCCGUAUUUCGAUGAAUAUGAGAUGAAAGACAGGGUAACUUACUUUGAAAAGAACUUCAACCUCUGUCGCUUCAUGUACACUACGCCUUUCACCAUGGAUGGGCGCCCUAGAGGAGAACUUAGUGAGCAAUACAAGAGGAACACCAUUUUGACCACAAUGCAUGCUUUCCCCUACAUCAAAACUAGAAUAAAUAUCAUCCAAAAAGAAGAGUUUAUUUUAACACCAAUUGAAGUUGCUAUUGAAGAUAUGCGGAAAAAAACACAAGAACUAACUGCAGCUACGAACCAAGAGCCACCAGAUGCUAAAAUGCUACAAAUGGUUUUGCAGGGCUCAGUUGGAGCCACUGUAAAUCAGGGACCACUAGAGGUAGCGCAAGUGUUCCUGGCUGAAAUUCCAGAAGACCCCAAACUUUAUCGACAUCACAACAAACUGAGGUUGUGCUUCAAAGAGUUUAUAAUGAGGUGUGGUGAAGCAGUGAAUAAAAACAAGCACCUUAUUACUGCUGACCAGCGGGAAUAUCAGCAAGAGCUCAAAAAGAACUAUGGGAAGCUAAAGGAGAACCUCAGGCCCAUGAUUGAGAGAAAGAUCCCAGAGCUGUACAGACCUGUAGUGAAAGUCAACAGCACAAGGGAAUCAUUUCGUAACCAGAGUUUCAGGAAGUAUGAUGCCCAGACUUCACAGAGCACCUAAGGACUAGCUGCUUCUGCCAAGGAAGAGCUUUGUGCCACAAGCCAGAAGCAUUCAACACCAGUGAAAUAAUAAAUCUCCUCAUACAGAACAGCAUGUGUGCUUUCUGGACAGCAUACAGAAAAGCAUUUACAUGUGAUCUCAGACUCCAAAUCAUCUGUAAAUCAUGAGGGCUUGGAAGAGAGGGGUUGCUUUUUAGAUGCUUUUGCAUUUGUAGUAAAAUAGUCAUGUAAUGCCAAGGAUGGAUGCCAUUGGAAGGGUCAGUGGCAUGACAGCAGUCACCACUGACAGACUCAGAACUCCGUGAGGGUUGGCUGAGGCGUUACAUGAAUCCAGACAAGAUGUCUACUGAGUGCUGAGGAAUGAUGUCUAUUUACUUUCCUUUUCCAAGACAGCAUUUAUCCUUGCUCACUUGGCGGGAAAGCACAUUCUGCAAGUCAAUCACAUGCUUAAAUGCUUUCUUAAUGGCAGGGGACAUAGGUACCUGCUCAGUGUCCACUGAGCUGGAGGUUUAGGUAGGAAAAAUUCCCUUGGGAGUUUCUGUCCACAGUUUCCAUCACAGUCUUUAACUGCAGAGAGUUCUAUACACAUUCUCUCACCAUAGCUCAAAAAGUAGGAAGUAGCAGCAAGGAAUUAUUUUUACAGAUUUUUAAAAAAAUGUUUAAAUUGUAGAGACAGCUACUUGACACACAGUUGGAUUUCUUAAUAAUUAAUGUCAUGUUUAGCAAAGCUAACAAGUAAUAGUUUAAAUAGAAGGCGCUAAGCUAUGUAAUUUUUGUGAUUUUUAUUUUGUAAUGCCAUUAUUUAAAUAACCUUUUUCAAAGUCAACUACAACAGCACACAGUGAGAAUUUCCUACAAUGUACUCAGGCUUUACUGCAUCUUUGGAGAAAUCAGCACGUAAUUUAUGAUGCCUAAUGCUUAGAAUUUUCUGAGCCCUGGACAAAUAUGUUACUAAAUAAUCUUUACAGCACUUCUCUGAAGUAAGGAAAUAUUACUGCUAUUUUGCAGAUGGGGAUAAGGAUGUUGGUACGCAACAAGAGCUCUUAAGACUUUAGAACUCAUUGAGUGAGGCCACAGCAGAGUCACAGUUUGCACUAUGUUUAUUGUGUAAUGCUCAUGUUCUGAAAUAAACAAAGCAAAACAAAACACAGAAAAUCCUAUGGGUUCUGUAAAAGUAAGGACAUGUUCCAUGUUGUGUGAUCCCGUGCCAUUGGUUUCCUUGAGUUGUAACAAUCCUCUGGAUAAUCAUCUGAGUCCUAAAGGCCUGUUUGCUCACAUUUUAGGAGCUGAGCUCAGCCAGCUGUCCACUCUAGCCCUCAGUUUGUAGCCCAUGUCAUCUCUUUGCAAAUGAAACGUGGUUUGUACGUUACUCUUGAGACAUGAACUAUAUGAAAUGUAUUAAACAUAGUAGUCACAAAUAA
This is a messenger RNA of Centrocercus urophasianus (Greater sage-grouse), 7787 nucleotides long. It is a transcript of the gene DOCK8, whose product is annotated as dedicator of cytokinesis 8. The record is from RefSeq and is a predicted model, not a curated record. Gene Ontology annotation, cellular component: cell leading edge. Gene Ontology annotation, biological process: positive regulation of T cell migration; positive regulation of GTPase activity; small GTPase-mediated signal transduction. Gene Ontology annotation, molecular function: guanyl-nucleotide exchange factor activity. The coding region runs from base 56 to 6367 and encodes 2103 amino acids. Lineage: Eukaryota; Metazoa; Chordata; Aves; Galliformes; Phasianidae. The transcript has 48 exons.